Molecule: messenger RNA, 3664 nt
Organism: Glycine soja
Lineage: Eukaryota; Viridiplantae; Streptophyta; Magnoliopsida; Fabales; Fabaceae
Product: polyadenylation and cleavage factor homolog 4-like
Exons: 7
Coding region: 318-3422 (1034 amino acids)
Biological process (GO): termination of RNA polymerase II transcription
Cellular component (GO): cytoplasm; mRNA cleavage factor complex
Molecular function (GO): RNA polymerase II complex binding; mRNA binding
Source: RefSeq, a predicted model, not a curated record
CACAGUUGAAUGUGGGAAGGGAGCUUCACUCCUCACUGGUGGCCUUCAUUCACACAUGAUAUAAUAAUCCCUAUCGCAGCCUACUUAUAAACACUCCACCUCCUUCCAUCUCUCUCUUUAUAUUUUUUUAUUAAUUCAUGUAAAUUAGGAUUAGGGUUUAUCUCAAAUUUGCACCGUACAAUUUUAAAUCAGAACUUCCGUUCUCAUUCAUCCCCCCCUUCCCAAUAAAACCGACGCGACAAUCAAUAACCAGGAUGCUAUUUUCUUGCUGCAAAUCCAGUUCCUCAAUUGAGAGCGCAUUAGGGUUUUAGAUUCGAAUGAGCAUGGAGAGCACGCGCAGAUCGUUGGACAGAUCCAGAGAACCAGGUCCCAAGAAGCCUCGAUUGAUCGACGAACUCAGCGCCCGACAGUUACCUCAACGCACUGCGGCAGUUACUACGCUGGCGUCUACGAGGUUUCGAGCAAAUGACAGAGACUCCGAAAUCAGCGAUUUGGGUCGUGGCGGUGGCGGCGGCGGGUAUCAGCCGCAGCCUCCGCCGCACCAAGAGCUUGUGACUCAAUACAAGACCGCACUUGCUGAGCUCACUUUCAAUUCGAAGCCGAUAAUUACCAACUUGACUAUUAUUGCAGGAGAGAAUCUCUCUGCUGCCAAGGCAAUUGCUGCUGCUGUUUGUGCUAACAUUAUAGAGGUUCCAAGUGAUCAAAAACUGCCAUCUCUUUACCUCUUAGACAGUAUUGUUAAGAACAUCAGACGGGAUUAUAUAAAGUAUUUUGCUUCCAGACUACCUGAGGUAUUCUGCAAGGCUUACAGACAGGUUGAUCCUUGUGUGCAUUCAAGUAUGAAACAUCUUUUUGGAACUUGGAAAGGAGUCUUUCCUCCUCAGUCCCUUCAGAUGAUUGAGAAGGAACUUGGCUUUGCACCUGCAGUCAAUGGUUCGGCUUCAGUGUCUGCUACAGUCAGGAGUGAUUUGCAGUCACAACGCCCACCUCAUAGUAUCCAUGUGAAUCCCAAGUAUUUAGAAAGGCAGCGUCUUCAGCAGUCAAGUAGGAGCAAAGGAGUAGUUAGUGAUAUGACUGGAGCUGUUUUAAACUCAAAUGAGGAUUCGGAGAGGCCAGAUAGAGCUGCUGCACGACCCUGGCUGGAUCCGAGGAUUAACAUGCUUAAUAAUCAGCACACACACAGAGAUGCAUUUAAUGAUUCUGUUACUGAAAAGAGCAUUGAUGGAUCAUACGGAAGCAGUGAAUAUAGUUCUGUCAUUUCAAGUAAUUUGGUCUCAGGGGCUGGAAGAACUGGAAGUAAGCUCAUUGAUUUAGGACAUGACAAAACAUGGUUCAAAACAGAUGGGGGUGAUGCAGAUACUACAUCUGGGCAAAGAAAUGGUUUUGGUCUCAAGCGUAGUUUUUCAAAUCAAGAAGCACCAAAGUCCAUGAAUUUGGAUGCACAUCGUCAGCCAAGACAAAGCAUAACUAACUUACGGAACAAUGUGAUGUCAGGUAACUGGAAAACUUCUGAAGAAGAGUUCACACGGGAUGAGAUGAACAAUGGUUUGAUUGAUCAUGGACCCAAUGUAUUAAGCAAUUUGAGCACAGACACAUGGAUGACUGAUGAUGAAAAUUUGGAAGGUGAAGAUCACCUCCACCUCCAAAUCACACGCCCAAUUGGGACAAAGGUCGAUAGAGAAAUAUCCACUGUUAAGAAACAACUACCUGGUUUGGGGGGCCAUCCACCAUCAUCAUGGCAAUUGCAGAAGCACCACUCAAUUGAUAAGUUGAAUCUAAAGCCAGAUUACUCUGAAGGAUUUGUGUCCACUCUUAGUGGCUUACCAACCAAUGCAAGUUCUUUGGCUGUCAAGAAGGGGAACCAAUCCUUUAUGUCCAAUGCAGUAGUAGGAAUGACCAAAUUUGUGGGACAACAAUUUGAUUCGGGUGAAACUGAAUCCCCUUCUGGGCAGUCACCUUUGCGGCAACAGUCUCCAUCACUGCCAGGAACAGUACACCACCCUCAUUCAAUGCAAAACUUGGCUAACCAAGAAUUGCCACCGAGUCUCAAAACCUCUCAACUUUUGGGAGGUCAGAUAAUCAGUCAGCAUAUUAGAGAUCACUCACCUACCCUUCGUCCCAUUGUAAAGGUUGGUAACUUGCGAAGAUCACAAGAAAAGGAUAUGCAGGGCCCAUUAUCUUCCAUGACCUCUCUUCGACCAAAGCUUCAGCAAAAGCAGCUGAACCCAUCUCAGACUGAAGUUACUGCUACAACUAAGCUGCCCCAGUCUAAAGUUUCUUUAACCAGAGGAACUUCAGAACAGUUGACCACAAAUAAUUUGUCAGCUGCACCUGUCAAAACUGGAAUCAUCCCCAAGAAAUCAAUUACCAGUAAUCUGGAUCCAAGGAAGCGUCCAUCUCAGACUGGGGUUCAGCCUACUCAGUCUGGUAGGCCUACCACAUUAAUUUCUUCAGGGUCUGCUGUGGCAUCACCAUCUUCAUUAGAUCCUCUGCAUAAUGAUUCAUCUACACUGCCAAAAAAACCUAAAGGAAAGGCUGGACAACCACCACAAAGGCUUUCUACUCAACCACCUGCUUCCUCUAAUGUUAGCAGUUCCUCAGCUCCGAUCUUAAAUGCGGCCAAAAAUAAUAAACCAAAUCCAAUUGCAAACCUUUUAAGCACAUUGGUUGCAAAGGGUUUGAUAUCUGCCGAAACAGAAUCACCAACUACGGUACCAAGCGUGGCACCAAAGGGAUCCAAAGAUCAAACUGAGAUCAUUACCACCAGUUGUUCUUUACCAGUUACAUCAAUUUCUGGUUCUGCAGCUGUCCCAGUAUCGUCUUCCGAAGAUGAGGUAGAUGCUGCUACAAAAACCUGUCUUGCCUCACCUCAAUCAACUAGCACGGAAAUCAGAAAUCUCAUUGGCUUUGAUUUUAGACCUAAUGUAAUUCGAGAAUUCCACCCAUCUGUAAUUAGGGAAUUAUGGGAUGAUAUCCCUCAUCAUUGCAAAGUUUGCGGUAUUAAGCUUAAACAAGAAGAACUCUUUAAUAGACACUUGGAGUGGCAUGCCACAAGAGAACAUGGUCCAAUUAAGGCAUCAAGAAGUUGGUAUGCGAAGUCAAGUGAUUGGAUUGCUGGCAAGGCAGAAUAUUCAUCUGAGUCCGAGUUUAAUGAUUCUGUUGAUGUACACGACGAAAAAACAGGCAGCAGUCAAUUGGAUACGAUGGUUCUAGCAGAUGAAAACCAGUGUCUGUGUGUAUUGUGCGGCGAGCUAUUUGAAGAUGUGUACUGUCAUGAAAGGAAUGAGUGGAUGUUCAAAGGGACCAUUUACAUGAACUAUUCAGAUGUCAAUAGUGAGAUGGAAAGUGGAAAUGUGGGUCCCAUCAUUCAUGCCAAAUGCUUAUCAGAGAACUCAAUCAUCACCAAUUUGGAUAAUGAUUAAUGGUAUGCUUCUAUAGCAUUUGAGCUUUGGCAUAGUCAGAAAAGCUUACCAAGGGUAGCCCAUCCAGUUUCACAUUGCAUACUAAAUUUUGAUGGCUUCUUAUACUUAAAAUUUAUUGCCUCUAACUGGUUCUUAGAGAGGUCAAACAAAUUUUGUUCUUUUUCUUUAUUUUUCAUGUACCCGGGAAAAAAAAUGCGUAGUGGCCAAAAUAUAUAAAUGCGAGAUAAAUUUUUGCAGCUAAA